Hydractinia symbiolongicarpus is the source of this 1620-nucleotide messenger RNA. RefSeq lists its product as uncharacterized. The record is from RefSeq and is a predicted model, not a curated record. The transcript is spliced from 2 exons. Bases 1 to 1620 code for a protein of 539 amino acids. Lineage: Eukaryota; Metazoa; Cnidaria; Hydrozoa; Anthoathecata; Hydractiniidae.
AUGCAUCUGUCAAGAAAAUUCGAAAUAUUACUAAAGAAAAAGUUCAAACAAAAUAAUGAGAUAACACCAGAAGAGAAGAAAGAACACCAAACAAAAACGCUAUUAAACUUUUCUGGUAUUGAAAUUCCUGAUGAAUUUAUUCCGUUAUUGUCAAAGGGUCUCGAAUUCAAAAUUUCAACGAAGAAAUUACCUAUAAUUGACAUGGUUUGUGGAAUCGAAGAAGCAGCAAAAUCGUUUUCUUCACCUUCAAUGGCAAAUGGAUUUCGAUUUGAAUGCAAAAGAAUUAUGGAAAAAGGAAAAAACACUAAAUUAACAAAUAUUACAAAUGAGCUGUGUAAUGGGUUAAAUGAAUGGUUGAAACAAAAUAGACUUAUUUUGAUCGAAAACGACAAAGGCAGAGCAACAUGCAUAAUUUCGCAACAAAAAGUAGACGAAUUAAUUAAUCAAGAAUUAUCCAACAAAGAGAGAUAUGUAGAACUGAAAGGUGAUAAUAUUGAGAAAGCAAAAACGGCUAUUAACAAGGAAAUUGCAAAUCUCCGAAAAGAAAACAUGUUAUCGAUAGAACAAAUGAAACAAUUAAAACAAAUUACGCCGUCAACACCUAUGGCAAGACCAUCAUUAAAAACUCAUAAAAACCCACUAAAGGUCAGACUUAUAAUAAACACUCAAGGAUCUGUAUUCUACAAAAUUGCUAAAUUUGUUAGUAAAGAACUUAAAUAUCUAACAACAUCAGCAAAAUCAUACAUAAAAGACACGGAGCAAUUUGUUAACAAAGUAAAAGAAAUUAAUUUGGACGAGAAUGAGAAGUUGGUGAGUUUUGAUAUUGCAGAUAUGUACCCUUCCCUACCAAAAUCUGAAGUCAUACAUGAAGCAGAAAGGAGAAUCAGAGAAGACACUUUUAAAACAAAUGUUAAUAAAGAAGCCUUAGUACGUCUCGUGAAAAUCUCAGUUGAAUUUAUGACCUUCAAAAUAGGAAACAAAUUCUACAACCAGGCGGAUGGUCUCUUCAUCGGAUCACCUGCGUCGCCAUGUUUUGCCGAAAUCUACAUUCAAAGAAUAGAAGAAAAUAGUAUCUACUCAAUGUUACACGCACCAAGAAUUUGGCUAAGAAAAGUAGACGAUACGUUCACUGUUACAAAACAUAAAACCGAGGACACCUUAAAUGAGCUGAAUAACAUUCAUUCAAAGGUAAAAUUCACAGCGGAGGAAGAAAAGGAUGACCAGAUCCCAUUUUUGGAUUGUUUAAUAAUGAGAAAAGAGGACAAUACAGUGAAAGCAAAAGUGUAUAAAAAACCUACGCAUACGGGACAAUACACUAAUUAUACGUCAAACCAACCUUUACACGUAAAAUUAUCGACAAUUAAAACUUUAACGAGAAGAGCAAAAACCAUUUGCACAGAAGAAGCAGACCUCAAAGAAGAAUUGAAUUAUAUACAAAAAACUAUGCAAUUAAAUGAGUUUCCCAAGAACAUCGUAACAAAAACGAUAAAAGAAACAUUAAACAAAGAAUGUAAUGGAAGAAACCAGACAGAUGACGACACGAAUUCAAUUCGAUUGUUUUUACCCUAUGAAAAAGGCAUCUCAGAACAAAUCGCCAGAGAGAAACAGGAAGGAAGUUGA